Molecule: messenger RNA, 1714 nt
Organism: Diabrotica virgifera virgifera (western corn rootworm)
Lineage: Eukaryota; Metazoa; Arthropoda; Insecta; Coleoptera; Chrysomelidae
Product: proton-coupled folate transporter
Exons: 6
Coding region: 217-1632 (471 amino acids)
Biological process (GO): transmembrane transport
Cellular component (GO): membrane
Molecular function (GO): transmembrane transporter activity
Source: RefSeq, a predicted model, not a curated record
GAAUUAUUUUAUGGCGCGUUUGUAGAUUCCUUCCUGUAAUACCAGCGUUACUCAUCUAAUCACCACUUAUUAUCUAACUCUUAUCUAUCAAAAUAUACUUAAAAUUUCUAUAUAUAUAUAUAUAUAUAUAUAUAUAUAUAUAUAUAUUUCUAAUUUGCUUCAUACAGCAUACAAAAUAAAAUAAUAGUUGCGCUAAAAUAAAAAUAUAAAAAUAAAAUGGCGCCAAAAAUAUUUUCAAAUUUUAAACCCACUAUAGAAAUCCCUCUUCUAUUGGUGUAUUUUGCUUUUAUGACAUAUGCUGGAAUUGUAACCAACUUAAUUUCAUUUAAAACAUGUUAUACUUUGGAAAACUACCCAAAAGAAAAUUGCUCGCGAUUAGGACGGUAUACAGACAACGCAACACUGGAUUUAGAAAAGACAGUACAGUCCAAAUCCACAUAUGUUCUUACUAUCACAGAAAUGAUUCCCUCAUCUGUACCGAUUCUCAUUUCUCUAGGAGUAGGCGCAUGGUCAGACAAGCAUGGAAGAAGACCUGCGCUGAUAUACACUCUCUGUUGUCUUUCUGUAGGAUUUGCUUCAUAUGUGAUUGUACUAUUAUUUGAUGAUCUCAAUCCAUACUACAUGAUGGUUGGAGCAAUACCAGCUCUGCUGUGUGGUGGGCCACUCACAUUUUUUAGUAUAGCAAUAUCUGUCAUGAAUGAUGUGUCUACAGACGAAAAUCGAGGUUUGACAAUGGCAGUAUUUGAAGUUAUAAUGGUAUUUUGUACUUGUUUUGGAACGUUGGCCAGCACUCCUCUAUUAUAUGCUACAAGUUAUGCUGCAGUUGGCGGUUUCUGCGCUGUUCUUAUAAUAUUAGCCACAAUCUAUACAUACUUUUUGGUACCAGAAUCACUUAAAGUAGGCGAGGAUAACAAAGCAACAGUUUCAAAUGUAUUCACGUGCAAAAACUUAACAGAAUUAUUCGUAGUUGCUGGCAGAAAAAGAUCGAACAACAAAAGAUUUAUUUUGUUAACUUGGCUUAGCAUUUUGUUUAUACUAAAUAUAAUAAAUUCAGGAGAAGGCAAUGUAAAAACUAUGUAUCUACGAAAUGUAUUUGAAUGGACUAUGACCGACAAAAAUGAGUUCACUGCUUGGGGUAGCGUAGUUGGAAUGGUGGCUACAAUUGGUCUUAUGUUCAUACUCUACAAAAAAUUGAAGAUGAAGGAAGCAUCUUUAGUUAUUCUGGGAUUUAUAAGUGCUAUUGGUUCUUCGCUUGUUUAUGCAUUGGCAAAAGAAAACUGGCACAUUUAUAUAACUGUCUUCAUUGGCAUAUUUGUAGGAAUGAUUAAUCCUAUGAUCCGAACUUCAAUAGCAAAGAUUCUACCCCGAGAUGACAUGGGAAAAAUAUUCUCUUUAAUCACUGUAGUUAAUAGUCUUCUGCAGAUGGUCAGUGGACUUAUUUACAGUCUUAUUUAUACCGAAACAAAGUCAGGAUUGUAUAACUAUGUCUCUAUUGGAUUUGAUGUAAUUGCUCUCAUACUUGUGCUUAGCAUUAUAUUAGUGAGCAGGCAAUCGAAUGAAACAGAGAGUGUUUCAACUAAAGAGGACGUUCAUGAAUCUGGUGAUGAAAAGACUAAUCAGGAGCUGAUUUGAAUAUGCUAGUUAAUUAUUACAUAAUAUUUAUUAUAUAAGUAUUUAUUUGAAAUUAAAUUUUUUAUAAUAUUAAUAUAUUUUU